Messenger RNA from Aplosporella prunicola CBS 121167, 723 nucleotides. RefSeq lists its product as uncharacterized. NCBI's taxonomy places the organism in Eukaryota, Fungi, Ascomycota, Dothideomycetes, Botryosphaeriales, Aplosporellaceae. The record is from RefSeq and is a predicted model, not a curated record. The transcript is spliced from 3 exons. Bases 1 to 723 code for a protein of 240 amino acids.
AUGCGCCGACCUGAGCGCAUCUCGCCGCCUGCCGGCAGGCGCGUCUCGCAGCACAGCGCGCCGCGCGCCGGUGCUCCUACCAUUAGCAGCAACUGCAACGACAACUACAUCCCCGGGCUCUCUCUCUCAUCCACUCUCCAAGUUCCAGCGUCCCAUAUCUACUACCAGUAUUGGCCUAACCACUCCCACGCCAAGAGGCCCUUGACGCAACUUCGCCACAAGCCUUGGGUUCCCUCUUCGCAGAACUUCUCGCCUACUAAGGUCCAGGAAGAGGGUGACGUCAAUGCGCCGCGGCCCUCGCCUGAGAAGUGUCGCAGCUUCAUCAGCACUGCUCGCAGAAAGUCAAUUCUCGUCCGAAAAGACUCGGAUACUCCUGCGGCAGAUGGAGACAAGACUCCAGACUCGCCCAAGGUCUCCCGCAGGGGCAUGGCCCUGAUCAGCGACAACGACCCCUUCGCGGACGACAUGAUGAGCUUGGUCAUGCGCAGCGAGGUAAUGCCGGGUAUGGCGCUGGAACCUUUGACAUGGCGAGCGGCUUUCUGCCGGAAGGCGGCGAGGAGGAAGUCGAACAGAAGCCUUCCAACAUUACAAGUUCAUUUUGGCCUUUGCAUGCCUACUGUCCAAGACCCGUCGGUCGCAGGCAUCCUGAAACACAAGGCACGCAAUGGAAAAGUUCCCCCGAUUGGGCUGCUAGGUGGCUGCACAAUCGUUUGUACUUUAUGA